Molecule: messenger RNA, 2824 nt
Organism: Erigeron canadensis
Lineage: Eukaryota; Viridiplantae; Streptophyta; Magnoliopsida; Asterales; Asteraceae
Product: macoilin
Exons: 16
Coding region: 220-2610 (796 amino acids)
Source: RefSeq, a predicted model, not a curated record
UAAUUAUCAUUAUAAUUAUAAUUAUAAUUACAAUUAUAAUCUGUAUCUAUAUAUUUUCACUGUACAAUCAAACCCUAAUUCACACUCAUCAGUACACUAAUCGUGUUUGAUUCAAUCAAAGUCGUACUCAAUUUGACUCGAUUCAAAAUUAGGGUUAGGGUUUCUAAAAAACCCCCAACAAAUUAAUAAUUAAGUGUAAUUUGGGAGUGUAAUUUGCCGAUGGAGGCGGCCGCGAGUGUCGCUGUGGCGGCACGUGGUGUUUCUAUUACUAUGCCGUCCUCUCAAUCUCAGUCUUCUCGGAAAGAAUGGCGUGUUGUUUCCGAUCAUCACUCUGCUAAUGAGGAUAUUGACCGGUCAAAGUUAGGGCAUGGUGAUGAAAGACUGAUAUAUGAGGUGAAUCAGGGAGGAGAGCAAGAGAGUGUGGACUACUUCUCGAUUAAUGUUGACGGAGGUGGGAAUGAUGAAUUGCAUCUUGAUGAUAUUGUGAAGCAAAGAGAACAGCUUCAGCAUUUGGAAGUUGAUUUGAAAGCUAGACUUAUUGCUAGAUCGGAAGUAAUGGCGAUGCAGGAACGGUUUGAUUCUCAGAUGAAAGAGCACAUUACUUCAAGUGUUAAACUUCAGGAGCAAUUACAUGAAAGGGAGAAGGCGAUAAUGGACUUGCAGAGGACUUUGGAAGAUAAAGAUAAGGAGCUACACGCAAUUAGACUAGACCAUGAAGCGGCAUGGGCUAAAGAGGAUCUUUUACGGGAGCAAAACAAAGAACUAGCAUCCUUUCGGAGAGAACGAGAUAAUUCUGAAGCAGAAAGGGCUCAACAUAUUCAAAAGAUACAUGAUUUACAAGAGCAUGUUCAAGAGAAGGAACGGCAGUUUAUAGAACUGCAGGAACAGCAUAGAGUUGCUCAAGAAACUAUCCUAUACAAAGAUGAACAAAUAAGGGAGGCACAAGCUUGGAUUGCUCGAGUUCAAGAGAUGGAUGUCUUGCAAUCAACUACACAUCACUCUUUGCAAGCUGAACUAAGAGAGCGCACAGAACAGUACAACCAGCUUUGGAUUGCUUGCCAAAGACAGUUCUCGGAGAUGGAGAGGCUUCAUCUGCAUGCACUACAACAGCUUGAGACUGAGUUGUCUGAGGCAAGGGAUAAGAAUGGAACUAAUGACAGGUCACAUACUACUCAAACAAAAAUAAAGGAUGUAUCUCAUUUUGUUCAUAGUAAUGGAAGCCAAUUAGAGGUGAGUGGAGGAAACAGCCCUGCUGGUGAUUUAAGGGGUCUUCAAAAUGGGGAUGCUGAAGCGGCUGCUUCACAGACUGACAAUGUUCCUGCUAUUCAAAUGAAUCCCCAAUCAUUGCAUGGAAUGCCUCCCUACUUUCCACCUGGACAACUUACUCCUCUGCAUCCAUUUAUUCUGCAUCACCAAGGGCUACCCCAAAAUGUGAAUUCACAUCUUGUCCAGUCUCAUGGUGGUCAAUUCCAUUCUUUGCCUGCAAAUACAUCUGCCCCACAUUGGCAAAAUCAACAGGCUUUCUCAGACGGUUCACAGAUGCCAAACCAUGAGCAGUAUGCUUCAGAAAAUGAUCAAAAUACAUCAAGACCAGAAACUAAAUACAACUAUGAAGCCUCUGUAAAUGGUCAAGCUUUGCAUUCUGAUUUUUUGGAUAUUAGUCAAGGGAUGGUGUCGCAUUCUGUCAUUCCUUCUUCAACAAAUGAGGGAGAACAGAUUCUUGAGUCAAUUGAUAAUACACAACAGAGUUUGCACCAAAUCUCGUCUCAAUUUCAUGACUCUUUAAGGUUGAAUCAUUCUGACAAUGACAUUGUACAUCUGGAACAGAAUGCAAGUUUUCUGUCCAAUCAUGGAUCCGAAGCUCAAGUGUUAACUACAGACCAACUCGGGUCUGCCGUCAUUACAUCUGAAGUUAUGCGUUCAGUAAAGGCCAGUGAACAGAAUAAGGUGGAUAAUGCCGCACGAGAAAGUACAGCAAAGAAGGCUUUAUUUGAUGAAGAAACUUUAUUGGCUUGUGUUGUUCGCACUAUACCACCUGGUCCCGGAGGAAGAAUACAAAUCAGCUCAACGCUUCUGAGUAGGCUCACAAAAAUGCUGGCACCUCUGCAUUGGUCUGAUUAUGAGAAUAAGCACGGAAAGCUUGAAACUUUUUUGGGCGGUCAUCCUGAAUUGUUUGUGAUCAAGGGGGAUUAUAUUCAGGUGCGAGAGGGUGCACAAGAAAUUAUAGCCGCAAUGGUAGCCCAUGCUAAAGUCCGCGCCGCUGCUGUUGCUGCCUCUGCGACCACUUCUCAUCCAUCACUAUUGUCUUCUGUUGCUGUGACUCCCAUGGCUCAGACCCGGUUGAAAAAAGUCCCAUCGGCUAAUUCAAAUUAUGCAAGUGCGGGCAUGAACAGGUUCAAUGAGUUACAGCACACCAAUGGUGUUCCGAUGAACGCUGUAGGUGUCAGAGUCCUGAGCAAAGAAAAUGAUCAGAUUAAGCUGGCAAAUAGUAAUGGAUCGAAUCUUCUGGGCGCUCAAGGCAGGGUUAUCAACCAGGGGAGGCCUAGUUCAAAUUAUCAUGGAAAACAGCAGGGCAGGUCCACUGGAGGUUUGAUGGGUUCCAGAAAAUAGGAGAGGUUGUGGAUGCUAUUAAAGGAUGUGGAGGCAAUAGGAAUUUUGCUCUUUGGAUCUACAAGCAUGAAAUUGGUAACUGAAAUAGGAGUCGAGGCGGUGUUCAAUUGUAAUCAAGAUGUUUUUAUGCUGUUUAUGCGAUUCCUAAUGGAAUUGAAACUGAAAUUGGAAUCGGAAUUGGGCUUAUAAUUUAAAACUUUCUUUUGUUGUGAAA